This is a messenger RNA of Nymphaea colorata (pocket water lily), 1648 nucleotides long. RefSeq lists its product as uncharacterized. Gene Ontology annotation, molecular function: protein binding. Lineage: Eukaryota; Viridiplantae; Streptophyta; Magnoliopsida; Nymphaeales; Nymphaeaceae. Gene Ontology annotation, cellular component: cytoplasm. The coding region runs from base 463 to 1170 and encodes 235 amino acids. Gene Ontology annotation, biological process: cell surface receptor signaling pathway; cytoskeleton organization. The record is from RefSeq and is a predicted model, not a curated record. The transcript is spliced from 8 exons.
UCAAAAUUGUAUCUGAUAAAUUACUGUUCUUUGGUUUCGGCUAUUGAGAUCAAAGUCUGUUCGAACCAAGCCCCAAGCCUGAGGCUGUUAAUUGAGUCUCCGCGCGAGACAGAACGAGGUUUGCUCCAGACGAGUGGAAGAGACAGAUAAGGGUGAGGGCGUCCCCACGGCAGGAAGUGUAAGUGGGACAAAGCGAACGUCGGGGGGAGGCAUUUCUUUUUUCUUUCAUUUUUCUUCGGCGAAAGGAAAAUAAAUCCAGAUGAAUCGAGGAAUUUCCUCCUCGGAUUGAGCUGAUUCAUGACUCUGACCUCCUGCGUGUUCUCCUCUGGAAGCAUGGCUCUUACGCCUCUCUCUCUCUCUCUCUCUCUCCCCUCCUUUCUCUAUUGAUCUCUUCAACGUCCUUGGUGGUACCCAAUAUUCAUUGAUGCGAUAUAAUUUCCUCACUCCUUGAUUCCAUCCUGGAUGAUGGACGUGGAUUCUCGUCAAUAUGAGCAAGUGGCUAUCAAUGAUAAGGAUGUCCACAACAUUAUAUUAUCUUAUCUUCUCCACAACUGCUUCAGGGAGACUGCAGAGUCAUUCAUUUCAUGCGCUGGAAUGAAUCAACCUGCAGAUUAUCCUAUGGAAAUGGACAAACGGAAACCAAUAUUUCAUUCUGCAAUGGAGGGGAAUGCUCUCAAAGCUAUAGAGUUGACACAAGAGUUGGCACAUGACUUACUGGAGAAAAAUGAAGACUUGCAUUUUGAUCUUCUAAGUCUUCAUUUUGUUGAACUUGUCUGCUCUAAGAAGUGCACAGAAGCUUUGGAGUUUGCUCAAACCAAGCUGACACCAUUUGGGAAGGUGCAAAAAUUUGUGGAGAAGCUAGAAGAUUUUAUGGCACUUUUAGCCUAUGAGGAGCCAGAAAAGUCCCCCAUGUUUCAUCUUUUAAGCAGGGAGUAUCGUCAAAAUGUUGCUGACAGCCUAAACCAGGCAAUUCUUGCAUAUUCUAACUUGCCUAGCUAUCCAUCACUAGAAAGGCUUAUUCAGCAGACAGCAGUUGUCAGGCAGUGUCUUAGUCAAGAACUUGGGAAGACAAGGGCAUGUGCAAGAAUGCUGUUUGUUGGCCUAGUCCCUAGAAGUAGGCUAGGUGCUGGUGCUUGGAGGUCACCUAGUAGGGUGGGCCUGGAUCAGUGAAGGGUGUGUCAAAUCUUGUUUUUAUCAGAAAAUAUUCAUGUUGUUGGAUUACCAGGAUGGACCUCCACCAUUUUCAUUGAAGGCUUUCCUAAAGAGCUGAACAUGGUGUGACAUCUGAAGGUUGAUAAUAUCCUUACGGGAUGGUUGAAGCCUACGUAAGCAGUUAAUUGGUGUCAUGUGCUUUCUUGCUGAAUCCACCAAGGGUUAUCAUGUUGGUGAAGGCUCAGAAUAGGCAACAUUUCAUGUUAUUGAUUCUUCAUAUUGCCUAGAAGAGCAGCAUGCCCAUUCUCCGUCAGUAUUGUAUUUAUAAUGCUUCCUUGUGUCAUAGCAAUCGUGUAAUCCAAGUUGUUUUUGAACACUUGUUUACUGCCCUUACUGUUGCUAGUUCUGCAUUGUGCAUACACGUCCAACCCUGUGUAGAAAAUGCUUCUGUUCAGUGCCUCAUUCAUGAUAAGCCAGAAGCAUGGCGUUGAUAUUC